AUGGAGGCCUGCUGGGGAUGGUGCCACCACACGUGCGUCUGCUGCCUGUCCGAGGAGGAGAGGAGGUCCGUCGCCGUGGACAAGGAGAUCAAGAGGAUCCUCCGCCAGCAGAAGAAGUUGGAAAGAAGGGAAAUCAAAGUUCUUCUCUUGGGCACUGGGGAGAGUGGAAAGACCACCUUCAUCCGACAAAUGAGGAUCAUCCAUGGCAGGGGCUUCUCUGAGGAAGAGAGGAAGGCGUUUGCCAAAUGUAUUUUCCAGAACAUCUUCACAGCCAUUAAGGCCAUGACCGGAGCCAUGACCACCCUCAAGAUCCCCUACUCCAACGCACAAAACGAGAUGUAUGCGAAGUGGAUCCAGGACGUGGACGCAGUGCAGGUGAGCCAGCUGGAGAGGGGCUAUGUCGACGCCAUCCGCCGCCUCUGGGCCGACUCCGGCAUACGGGUCUGUUACGAGCGUCGCAGCGAGUACCAGCUCCUAGACUCCACAGAGUACUACAUGACUAAUCUGGACCGGAUAGCUACUCCGGACUACAUUCCCACUGCACAGGAUGUCCUCCGAGUUCGGUUCCCCACCACAGGCAUCCACGACUACUCUUUCAACGUCAAGACCAUCACGCUCAGGAUUGUGGAUGUGGGCGGUCAGAAGUCGGAGCGCCGGAAGUGGAUUCAUUGUUUUGAGAACGUCACCUCCCUCAUCUUUCUGGCCUCCCUCAGCGAAUAUGACCAGGUGCUGGAGGAGAGAGAGACAGAUGUGAGUGCCCUACAUCUACCUCCAUUUCAGCCCUCCACCAACAGGUCUCACUGUUGA
Lampris incognitus (smalleye Pacific opah) is the source of this 807-nucleotide messenger RNA. Its product is annotated as guanine nucleotide-binding protein subunit alpha-11-like. Gene Ontology annotation, cellular component: heterotrimeric G-protein complex. Gene Ontology annotation, biological process: phospholipase C-activating dopamine receptor signaling pathway; action potential; adenylate cyclase-modulating G protein-coupled receptor signaling pathway. Bases 1 to 807 code for a protein of 268 amino acids. Gene Ontology annotation, molecular function: GTPase activity; guanyl nucleotide binding; G-protein beta/gamma-subunit complex binding. The record is from RefSeq and is a predicted model, not a curated record. The transcript is spliced from 6 exons. NCBI's taxonomy places the organism in Eukaryota, Metazoa, Chordata, Actinopteri, Lampriformes, Lampridae.